CGAGAUCACAGUAAUGCCUUUCUAGUUGUCCAACGUUUGGAUCGUUGAGAUUAGAACUUACGUCUUCGUUGACGACGUUGCCGGUAACUGAGCCUUACCGGAUGAUCUCGUGAUUCAUUUGUAAAUGAUUGUUUAAGUUUGCGCUGUCGAGGGAGAAAUUAGUGGAAUGAACUUUUGCAUUUGGUUUUCUUUCGAAGAGUCUCUUAAUCGGUGAAUGUAAAUUGUACAUUAUGUAGUACUGUACGUAUGAUAAUGAUACCGUAGUACGUAUAAGAUAGUAUUUAGAUUUCAAUUAAGGAAUCUUUAUUGUUUCAUUGAUAGUAUACACCUAAACGGAUUAGUUGGUAACACGAAGAUUUUUAGUUUCGUCGGUUUACAGUUUACCUUUACGAUUGUACGAUUCUUUUGGUUCUUUGAACGAUGCCAUUCAAACGUGAGAUUAAAUGCUCUGCUUCCCUUGUUGCUCACCGUUGAUUCCAAGUCAUGAGCUACUACAGAGGCAUUACUCUUCCACUCAGGCGUGCGUGAAAUGGACUUUCAGUGGUGCUCGUUUAAAGCACAGCUUUUCCAUGACUUCGACGACGAAGAAUUCUUGAUUAUUAGAAUGGUUUAUGUAUGACAUUGUCAUAAGGAAGUAGUCGUCUUCCUAAGGUUCGUUAUAAGGAUAAUGUUCUUUUCUUUACAUUCGGAAUGCGUGUCUCGAUGAACAUAUGAAAAAUAUUCAAUAAGUACGAGGCGGACGAAUAUUUGCCGUGAUUAUUUUUCAUGGAAUACCAUGUAGUUACGAUUAUUUAAUUUUUUUUUAUUUCAUUACUUUACGGUGUCCUUUUCAAGUUAUUCCGAAGAAUUUCCUUAUGCUAGUUCACACGCACACAUACUUGCGUCGAUGGAAAGUAAUUUUCAUACGAUUGCAGCUAACGACCGAGUUCAACCGAAUUUUCAAUGUAAAAAGAAAACGAAUUACGUAGUAUAGCUAGCGUGACUUAAAAUUCACUGUAAUGUAUAUAUAUAUAUUGUAUACAGGGAGAGAUUAGAGGCGAGAUAUUUUGAUCACGAAACUUUUCGAGGAUAGAAUAUUUUUAUUGGAAUAUUGUUUAAUUAAACGUUCUCACAUUCAGUUGUCGACAAUAGCUCGAGAUAAAACGAUUUGUGAUGCCAACGAACAUAUACCAAUCUCUGUAAUAUAAUUAAUUCCAGAAAUCGAACGGAUCACAUUUUUCUUUCUAGCGCCCUAGAAAACCAAUAAAAACAGUUAGCCUUAUCAUUAUUGAAAUGCAAUGUUUUCCAUGAAAAGAACAAUUGUCAAUUAUUUCCUGUUCAAUGUGUGUACUCUAGUUUUUCGAACGGUGUGUACUUUUAUCGAACUGCACAGGUAAGUAUAACACUGAAUUCAAUUGUAAUCAAGUUUAUUUAAUUAAUGAAGUUCACUUUUAACCGCAUUUCUGUCCUCAUGUUUCAGGGAACUCGGUAUUGCCUAUUUCGUGAUAGUGUUAACGGCGAGCUCAUCUUUAACAAUUAAUCAAUACCGCGCGUCCUUGAAGUGCCAUAAAGAGAAACGAUUGCCUCCGUCAUGGGGUUUUGCCACACGAUUGCACGCCAUUGGCGGCGCAGUUAAAAAUACGUUGUAUACACUGAUUACAUGAUACUCACAUUAUUUUCUCAAACAAAACUCAUCUUGUUUACUACAAAUGCAACAGCCACCGCCACUUACAAAAACAUCCAAGAAAUCUCUUAACGAAGAAGAAGAGUCCAGAACCAUGAAAAACGAAGAAUCACGGCUCAGCUGCGACGUCUGCGACAAACGUUUCAAAAAGGAGCAUCUCUUAAGUCGUCAUAAACUGAUACACAACGGUCAGAAGGAGCAGGCGUCUUCCAGAGACUCGUUUCUGGAGCUAGUCUACCAGAAGCAAGAAGCACUGUCUUGCCAGAGCUGCGACUUCCGGUGCAACAAGAGGUCGACCAUGAUCGCCCACCUGGCCCAAAACCACGACGGUUCGGGUAAGAGCAAGUUCACCAGCAAAGGGAAGUUCGCGUGCAUAAUCUGCGGCUUGACCUCGCCGCGCAAGGAAACCUUGAAGUCCCACUUCGUGCGCAAGCACACGCAGCAGUACGAGUUCCCCUGCGAGCAGUGCGGCAAGAAGUUCAAGAUCAAAGGUGACCUGACUACGCACACGAGACUGAUCCACGAGGAACCGCCUGUGAUCUGCGACGUGUGCGGGAAGACCUGUCGGAACAGCCACAGCCUGUACGCUCAUCAGAAACACGCGCACUACAAAGCGAAGUUCGAGUGUCCCGUCUGUCACAGGCGACUGGUCAGCAAAGAGAACCUCGACCGACACGUCCUGAUGCAGCACGAGAAGAAGGAGAAAUACGUCUGCGAGGAAUGCGGCAAGACGUUCUUCGAGAACUACGAUUUUCGGAAGCACAUGAGGAUACACACCGGUGACAAGCCGUACAGGUGUACGGUCUGCGCCAGGGCCUUCACAACGCACAGCAGCCUGAGUCAGCACAUGCUGCUGCACACCGGCGAGAGGGUUUACGUCUGCAACGUUUGCGGCAAGUCCUUCGCGCAGAAGGCCGGCCUCAUUUGCCAUAGGAAGAUCCAUUCGGGGACUCUGCCGCCGCUGCCCGUGAAACGCAUCGAUCACAUCUUGAAGGAGCUCAAGAGCAAAUAGGCUCGCUCGAGUUGGAGACCUCUUUUGCAUUCGAACUGAGAAUCGUGACUCAGAGUGAACGGAGUACACGAGCUCUGAAUACGUUAAGACUCGAGACGUUUGUCGAGGAUACGAGGUCCCGUUGGUGAUUUGUCGUGAUGCUCUAGCGUUCGUGAAUGUCGUUCGUUGGGUCGAUGGGCAAGAGAUGUACCGUGGAUGCACGCGCGAAUGAAUUUACCUUGUUUAAUCAGUUGG
Nomia melanderi (Alkali bee) is the source of this 2909-nucleotide messenger RNA. Its product is annotated as zinc finger protein 711-like. Gene Ontology annotation, biological process: regulation of transcription by RNA polymerase II. The record is from RefSeq and is a predicted model, not a curated record. Lineage: Eukaryota; Metazoa; Arthropoda; Insecta; Hymenoptera; Halictidae. Gene Ontology annotation, molecular function: DNA-binding transcription factor activity, RNA polymerase II-specific; sequence-specific DNA binding. Gene Ontology annotation, cellular component: nucleus.